UGGUGAAUUAUUACACCUUUACAAAUAUCACGUUCUAAUAUGAAGAGAGUAUUGGCGAACGCACAUACCUAAAAAAUAUAAAAUAAUUUAACUGUAGGUAAAUAUUUUAUCAAAUUGAUAUCUACACGAGGAUCGAACGGAGAACCGGUACAAUAAAUCAAGGCCAGCAAUGGAUAGAGCAUCGGAUUUUCAACACUACUAUCUGGAGUUAUCGUCGGAACCUGUUCGGUUCGAUGCUGUGAGUCAAUUGACUAAUGUGUUCUUCGAUGACGCCAAGCAGCAGGUAUUUGCCGUACGUUCCGGAGGUGCCACUGGGAUUGUAGUAAAGAGUGCCAACGAUGUGCAGAAUAUAUCCUUCUGCAUGGAAGACCGUGGCACAAUUCGUUCGAUCAAGUUUGCACCCGAUAACCAAGUUCUAGCAGUUCAACGAAACGAGAUAGCCGUGGAAUUCGUGCCGUUCAACGCAAAUAAUCAACCAAACGUAGCAGAUAUGCUGGUCCACCAGGGGAAAAAUACCAUUUACGGAUUUGUGUGGGUUCACGAUCGCCAGGUAGCACUAAUCUCCAACGCGGGAGUGGAGAUCUUCCAGAUAAAUCUGGAGAAGCGAACACUGAAAUCGGUCAAGUCUCUGAACUCAUCGGUCAGUUGGUUCAGCUUCUGUCCGCCGUCAAACUUUGCGUUGCUAUCGUCGAACAAUGGGUCCAUCUUGACACCGGUUCUUCUGAAGCCAUCGACCAUCACGAAACUACCCCGGCUGGAAUUAGGUGCUGGUCAGAGCUGUUCUGGGCGAGACGUCACCUUGGCGCAACUUUACGGAACCAAUGCUAUCAUGAUACUGAAGCAGCUGCAGAAUCGUCAGUUUGAAGUCGUUAUAUACCUAUUGAAUGGUCCUGGUCUGGCACCGAAGAAAUCCCACAUACUUCGAUUGGGACAAAACGGUCGCUUCGCUAUGAACAUUGUCGACGAUGUGGUGGUAGUGCAUCAUCAAGCUACGGCCACUUCGAUGCUGUUCGACAUUGCCCUCGGCGGAGGAGAGAUGGACGCCAACUCUGGUGCGGUUAUCCAUCAGCCGAUAAUUCCAGCCAAACCAAUCAAACCUUUUGCCUUGGAAGUGCCGAGCAUAUCGCUCGACGGAAAGACGGUUAAUUGUGAUCUUUAUUCCCAACACUGGGUCCUAUUUCAACCGAACAUUGUAAUCGAUGCCAAGUUGGGCUGCCUGUGGUACGUGUUGUUGAAGCUCAAUUCGCUCUGCACGCUUAUCACCGACCGAAUCCGUCUGGUGGAAUUUCUUCUACAACGAAGCGACGGCAAGUCUGCUCUGCUAAACGUACUCAAAGAGAUGAUGGGUACCAACUACAGCGGAACCAUGCUGCCAGUCAUCGAGACUGUGUUUAAUAAGUUGAACGCCUUGUACAAAAGCGUACUGGACAACGAGCUGCAAAGUCAAAUGGCCCUGAUGGCACUCUCCAGCAAGUCGCAGUCGCAGAAGCACGUCGUCACUCCACGAGUGCUCAUCGACCAAGCUGACAUGUAUACGGCCGUAUUUUCCUGCAUUACAGAAGCAGAGCAACUUGGCAAAAUUUUGCUGCUCUAUUUGCAUUCUCUUGCCCGGCACGGAAUCGCCCCCAGCCACGAGCUCAGCAAACAGAUCGUAAUAGAUUUGGUCAACAACAAGCAGUUCGACACACUGCAAAAUUUGCUAAAGUAUUCCGCCUUGAACGAGUCGAAACCGUUGGCAUGCUUUCUGUUGUCGUUGUCCAACAAGCAUCCAUCGAUAUCGCAAAUGGCGCUCGAUAUGCUGGCCCGCUUGAACGCCAACGAAAUCAUUCUGGAAGUUCUGCUCGAGCGGGGUCAGGUCAUCGAAGCACUUCGUAUUGCAAAGCAGAUGCCGGGCGCGGACUCGUUGCCGGCAAGGAAAUACCUUGAGGCGGCCUUCAAAACCAAAGACCCGCUGGUAUUUCAUUCGGUGUAUAGUUUCUUCCAGGCGAAGAACAUAAGAGUGCGGGGAUCUCCGGACUUCCUGAAACAUGAACAAUGCGGAGAAUAUGUGCAACAUUAUCAGACGUUAAUCAGCACGCAAUGCCUAUAGAGCCGAUCAAAUAGGUAAUUUAUUGUAUUUCAUCAUCUAAAAUGUGAUUUAUUUAACUGAUUAUUAUAUAGUAAAUAGUAAGCUAAUCGUAAAGUAU
This is a messenger RNA of Armigeres subalbatus, 2186 nucleotides long. Its product is annotated as regulator of MON1-CCZ1 complex-like. The coding region runs from base 170 to 2089 and encodes 639 amino acids. The transcript is spliced from 5 exons. Gene Ontology annotation, cellular component: late endosome membrane; Mon1-Ccz1 complex; lysosomal membrane. The record is from RefSeq and is a predicted model, not a curated record. Gene Ontology annotation, biological process: regulation of autophagy. NCBI's taxonomy places the organism in Eukaryota, Metazoa, Arthropoda, Insecta, Diptera, Culicidae.